Messenger RNA from Salpingoeca rosetta, 946 nucleotides. RefSeq names its product small nuclear ribonucleoprotein Sm D3. NCBI's taxonomy places the organism in Eukaryota, Choanoflagellata, Craspedida, Salpingoecidae. Gene Ontology annotation, molecular function: RNA binding. Gene Ontology annotation, biological process: spliceosomal snRNP assembly; RNA processing. The transcript is spliced from 4 exons. The record is from RefSeq and is a predicted model, not a curated record. Gene Ontology annotation, cellular component: catalytic step 2 spliceosome; U12-type spliceosomal complex; spliceosomal tri-snRNP complex. The coding region runs from base 144 to 530 and encodes 128 amino acids.
GUGAGCGCACGACGGAGACAGACGACAACGAACGACCCCAGCCAGCCAGCCACUGCACACGCAUCCACCCAUCCACCCACGCACCCACACAGUUCUCCACAAGGCACCCUUCACACACACACACAUACACAGACGACAGCACCAUGUCUGGCGUGAGCGUACCCGUGAAGUUGAUGCACGAGGCCGAGGGCCAUACCAUCACAAUUGAGCUGAAGAACGGCGAGAUGUACCGCGGCAAGCUGAUCGAGGCUGAGGACAACAUGAACUCGCAAAUGCGGGACGUCACCUUCACAGCCCGCGAUGGCCAGGUCACACAGCUCGACACCGUGUACAUUCGCGGCAGCAAAAUCAAGUUCUUCGUGCUUCCUGAUAUGCUGAAGAACGCACCAUUCUUCAAGAGGGCAAAGGGCGCCGCUGUCGGUGUUGGCAAGGCUGGCAUCCUCAAGGCAAAAGCUGCCGCUAAGGCUGCUGGUCGCGGCGGUGCGCCGAGCGGCGGUCGUGGUCGCGGCAGGGGGCUUGGCCGGCGCUAAACGAAUCAGCACAGGAGCGGGCGGAGGAACAAACAUGUUGGGAGUGCGUGCGCGCACGUGUCGAUCUGUUAGCGUGUUGGUUGUGUUUGAUGUGUAGUGGCGUUGGUGCGGACGUGUGGGUGUGUGCCCUGUGCAUGUUCUGUCGACUUGUGUCCAUGCGCGAGCAACGGUGUGUGAUGCCACACGACCGUGGCUGUGCACUUGUGAAUGGCCGAGCAGAGAAGCAGAAACAGAGAGAGGCAAAGCGCAAAAUGUUGGCGCCUGUGUCUGGUUGUCGUGUGUGUGUGCGUGUGUGUGCGUGCGCGUGUGUGUGCGUGUGCGUGUGUGUGUGCGAAUGAGCAAGUGCAUGUCUUGCUUGUUGUUUGCUUGGCUUUUGAGUGAAUAAAAGCAGGCGCAAUUGUGCCAUGUUGAUGAUA